Molecule: messenger RNA, 4608 nt
Organism: Symbiodinium sp. CCMP2456
Lineage: Eukaryota; Dinophyceae; Suessiales; Symbiodiniaceae
Source: the annotation of a GenBank genome assembly
AUGGUGAGCACUGUGCUCAAGAUUACAAGUGGAGGCCAAAUCUUUCGUGUGCUGUUCGAGAAGAGCCCGGACGAGUUGGACUAUGAGGCCGUGAAAGCAGCAGCAGCUGACCUCUGCGGCCUUGACUCGCGGUCUAGGUAUUUGGACCAAGACGGAGCUUCUGUAGUCUUGUCGGAGGAGACUUUCCGGACCUUCCAGACAACAGCCACAAGGUCCACCCACAGUGCUUCUGUGAUGCUUCUCCGAUUGAAUGUGGUAGAAAUCGAGACACCAAAGACUUCCGCAUGGCAGGAGGAUCUUCGUGACCUCGAUGAGCUAUUGGCGCAGUUCGACGAGCCUGACAAGCGCAACAGGAAGAAGCGCAAGAAGCGAAUGGCCAAGACGAAGUCCCAGACCAGAAAUUCCAACAUGGAGGCGUCGGGAACGCAAAGACCUCUACCUCCACAAUCUCUGGAGGUGGAGAUUUCGUACAGCUCCACAACGGCCAUUGAGGACUUGAGUCAGAUGGAGAUGCAAACAAGUCAGCCACCUCAAGUGGACAUUGGCGUGUCGGACGUGGAUGACGACUCGGUCUGUGGACUCGCCGUGGACAAUCGCGACGAGGCUUCAGACGAUGACGUCCUUGUCCGAGCGGCUUCGUGCCCGCCAACACUUGGUGAGGAUCUUGUCGCCGAGGUUGACCGCCAAGACGAGGCCAGCCAGCUAUGGCCGGCAACACCCGAGUCCACUCCGCCACAAUCUCCUCGCGCUGUUGUGUGGGUGCCUGCCGUUCCGGUAUUCAUGUGGCAGGCUGUUCCGAUUGACUUCGACCACUGCAAUGAAGUGGAUUGCCCGGUGGACUGCGGCUGGGGUGUUUGGAGUGAUUGGAGCCACUGCACGGCAUCGUGUGACGGUGGUACACGGCAGAGAGGUAAGCCCAUCAAGGUGCAGAACAACAGCCUCGGAAAGCCAUGCAACAUGGCAGAAGGCAUUCAGGUGGAGGACUGUGGCACCAGCCCAUGUCCGCGGGACUGCACAUGGGCGGACUGGACCAAAUGGGGUGAGUGCUCCACAACCUGUGCUGGUGGAGUAAAGUUGCGGAGCAGGUCCAUAGCAGAAGCUGCUAUUGCCGAUGGCAAAAAAUGCGAAGGAGCCACUCAGGACGAGGAGGUCUGCAACGUCAAGGCCCGACAGCAUGAUUGCGUACUUGCAGACUGGAGCAACUGGAAAGCCUGUUCGGUGACUUGCGGCAACGGCACAAGUCUGCGAGAGCGCAAAGUCUUGGUGAAAGAGGAAGGCGGUGGCCGACCGUGCAGUGAACCGUUGGAGGAGGAGGUGCCUUGCACAGAAAAAGUUUGCCCGGUGGACUGCAGUUGGGGCGAUUGGUCAGACUUGUGGGAGCAACGUCUCUUUGUGGGCUACGAGCACAAGGAAGAGGUUAUGCUGAUUGGGAACAGUGGUCCGAAUGCAGCCGGCCAUGUGGUGAGGGGACCGCGCCACUGGCAGAUUGGAACCGAGCUGAUGGAAGCAGCGUUCCGUCGCUGUUCCGCAAUUGGCUUGUUUGUCCACGUUGUCACAACGGCGGAGUUGAUCCGGAAAGGCUAUGCAUCGCAAAUCACUGGUGCCAUGCACAUCAUCACCGAAGAUCCUGUAAAUUAUGCGGCGAAUCCCUUGGUGGAGCAGGUGAGUCGCGAGGCAUUGGCGGAGUUCGCGGAGUUGCCCGUGCGACGUGUCCAUGUGUCGAUGAUGCCGGAUACCAUGAAGCCCCGGGAUGUGGUCAACUGGUUCAGCAUGCUCGUUCCGAACUCCACGAACCUGACAGCAGUGCUGGACUAUAUUUCAAAGAAGGAUCUGACAUAUGCCGGGCGAAUCCUGCGCAACAAGCUUCGGCGAGUAGGUGUGCUCAUACUCGUCAAUAUCUCCAAACUGUACGUGAACGCACAUGGCCACAAGGAAACGGACUCAACCGUGUUGGUGAAUACUACUACAGGUGCACCUCUGCCGGCAUGGAAUAAUCCGAAUGCCACGCGAUUGACUGGGGUGGUGAAGAUGAUUGUACCGGAACCCCUGAAGUUCGCAGAAGACCUGAAAACCAAAGAGGCAACUGAACAGUUGCUCGCAGAGCUGUCUGGGAUUGCCAAGCCAGGUGUACGUGCAUCACUCAUUCCAGACCAGGUUUACCGUUACGAGGCUGAGUUUGGUGAGGACGCAGAUGCAGCCGAAAGCCAGGCUGCGAAGCGAAAGAUUCCCAGCGACUCGAUUCGAAACAAGAGUGGCGAGGACCUCAAGGCAGUCACCGUCAGGAACAACCUACUUCUCGAAGCGGCCGGUCGCCUCGAUGCCCAGACCAAGGUCAUCCAGAUUCUUGCGAAAGCUGACGGAGACCAGGAGGAGGUCGAAGAGAAUGUCCUUGAUCAAGCUCCUGGGCAAGUACGCGUGACCGGGGUCGUUGAGAUGGUAACGGACUACCCGAAAUCCUUCUCUGCAGACCGCCGCUCUGAAGAGGUGCCUCCGGAAACACCGUUGGAUGACAAGGAUGCCUUCAGCAACGAAGUCUCUGCCUGGUUUGUCAUCACCGUCCCGCCGAAAGACGAACGAACACCCGAUGAAAUUGCUGAGAAGCUCCGUGACCAGGACUUGACGAUAGCUGGCCUCAAAAUUCAGAACUGCAUCAUGGAUGAGGGCCUGGACUUGAGUGUCAAGGUCGGCCGCAUCACUGCCAUGGUCCAGACGACGACCACAACCACCCUGGGCACUGGGGUGAUCAAGAAGGUAGAUUUUCAUGGAGACACUGGCCCAGAAGGUGCUACAGACAACAAGACCUCUGCUGCAGCCGCCGCUGCAGCUGCCAAAACUGUGCCUGGCUCUUCCUCAGUGGUCGGGGCAGAUGCCUCCACUCCGGCGAAAGUGAUUGCGGUGGUUGCUGCCGUCUCCCCCAACGAUGUUGAGCCGCCUACCAUGUCUAAUCCAGGUUCUUGCACUGCUGACGGCUGGCUUGGUGCAGCAGCAUGUGGCGUGAUCGCCUCAAAGAAGGUCAAGCAAAGGCUUCAGAAGCGAAAUGCCGUGCAACCAUGCAAGACUGCAGCGACCGGAGGUGGCACAGAUGCCGCCAAGGACAUUGAAAAGGGCACACCAGAUCCCGCAGCGGUAGCCAGCAAUGCACUGAGCGACGUUGUCCAGCUUUGUGACAAGAUUCGGAUCCAGCCUGAGCUCCGCAUGUGGACGGUCCUUGAGUCAGAGGCGCAGCAGGGCGCGACAAUGAAGGAACUGGAAGAUCGCGUGGAUGGCAUAUUGAAGCUGUCCAAAAAUGCGGCUUGGCUUCAAGCAGUGCGUCUGCAAGAGGGCCGCCGCGGCCGCGGUUUCGACGUUGCGCGAGUCGGCAGCGCCUUCCUCCUCGGAGGCCGCGGAUAUCCGACAUUGCAAGUCAUACCAGUGCACUUCUCGAGUUCGAGUGGCCACGUCGGCGUCUUGCUGCCCAGGCGGACUCCGAGCUCCUCGAACCGCAGCGGCAGCACGGACCGCGACGCCGAGCAGAGCAGAGCGGAGGCGGCGGACAGCAUGGCGAGCGCAUGGCGAGUGCAGGGCGAGCGCGAAGAGCAGAGCCGAGAGCAGAGCGGCGGUGGCUGCGCGUGGCUUCGCUUUGCUUCUCGAGGAGCUGCCCGGAGCCGUGGCGUUGCCGCCCGACCGCCUGCUGGGGAAGGCGCCAGCGGAGCGCACGCGGAGCGCGCGCUGUCAGCGCGCUCCUCUUUGUGUCCUUCGGAGGCGCCCUUGCCGCCGCCUUUGCCUCCUGCAAAUCUCGAGCCGAUUGGGGACGAGGCCGGCCAUCCCAGGCUUCAGAACUGCAUGAGCAUGAAGAGCAUGAAGUGGCAUAAGGUUUGGACCGACCGACAGGCAAUGCGCUGUACUCGAUCCUCCAGAGAAAUGUCUCGCAUUUGUAGACGAGGACGAGUCACAGCGCAAUUCCAUUGUGACCUUGCAGAGGCGCAGACCACGGAGCUACAUCGACAGCUGCGGGACACGCGGCAGCAGUCUGCAGAAGCCAUCCUGAGGCUCCAGAGCCAGGUGAAAGAGCUUUCUGGAAACUUGGCAGAAGCUCGCCAUCAGGAGCAGCAGUGGGCCAGCAUUGCAAAGCAUCAGCGCGCGUACCUGCAACAAAGUGAACGCAUCUCGCAAGAAGGGAUGCAAAUCCUGAGGCGGCAUCCUGCAGGUCUCCACCUGAAGCGUCAGAAGCAGAGCGGAGAGGAGCUUGCGUUAGGGAUUGUGGCGGAAGUCUUUGGAGCCGAGGUGGUGGCAGUUCUCAUUGCAAUCCCUACGUCAUCGAUUCGUGGCCGUUCGUCGGUGCCGCCCAAUCUCAACCACUGGGAGGAAGGCGACGAGGACUAUGAUGAUGUGGAUGAGGAUCUGGACGAGGAUGAGCAUCCCCACUGGCAAUGGGAUGAGCAGGCGGAUCCGGAUGAGGACACUUCAAGCCUGGAGCCAGAACGGAUGAAGGCUCCGUCAGCGUGUCGAGGCCAGAGACUCAUUCCUCAUUCCUUUUCCUUCGCCCCGCACCGCAGCACUGUCGGCCGAGGCUCAACCUUGCCGCCAUUGACCGUGGAUACCUUGGCAAGUGCAUGGCUGCAUGAGUGA